AUGCCCAACACAGCAGGCAGGAUUGAUCUGGAGGCAUACUCCAUUGUAUGGCUUUGCCCGCUGCCCGUCGAGACAACAGCCGCACUGUUCAUGUUUGACGAGCAUCAUGAAGGAAUCAUCGAUCGGCAGCAUGGUCGGUCAGUCGAGUAUCACUUUGGAAGAAUAGGCAGCCACAACGUAGCAGUUGCUGGCUUCCCUAGUGGCGAGGUAGGAAUUGGCAAGGCUGGCGCAAUGGCCGAAGCUGUCACUCGCGACUUCAAAAACCUUGAACUUGGCCUCCUUACUGGAAUUGGAGCUGCAAUUCCUUCAAGCACCAGGGACAUCCGGCUCGGAGACGUGGCAGUGGCAGAUCCGGAAGGACAAUAUCCUGGCGUAAUUGCCUACGAUAUGGUCAAAGUCGUGCCUGGCGAGGAACGGCCUAAGCAAUGGCUGAACGCAACUCAUCCACUGUGGAGGAGCGUUAUCUCCAAGAUCAGAGCUCGUUCAGCAGUCGUCGGCGAUACCUUUCACCAGCACUUGAAAGCUUUCGACAAACCGCAAACUGAAAAAUUCCGGUGCCCCUACCUACCACCACCCUUACAUUCUGCAUUCGAGGACAACCGCCGCGAUUCAAACAAACCAGUUGUCCAUUACGGUACUAUUCUAUCAGGAGAUAAAGUUGUUCGGUCCACAGAUUUCAGGGACAAGUUGAAGGAAAAAUACCAUGAUCCCGUCGCGCUCGAUAUGGAAGCUGCAGGAGUCAUGACUUUACUGCCAGUGGCUGUGAUAAGGGGCAUUAGCGACUCUGCCGACCCUUUCAAAAACGAUCAAUGGCACGCUAGGGCUGCUGCUGUGGCUGCUGCGUACGCAAAGGAGAUGCUCAUGCAAUUAUCUCCAAAGUCACCACCAGGUAAUGGUCUGACGAUGCCGUCUCUGUCGCGUGUGACGAAAUCCUACGUCGAUGUUAGUUCAAGACUGCUAAAUUGUUACUCAGGUACGAAACAUGAGCCCAAGACAAAGAGGAUGCUCAGAGGCCAGCUACCGUCCCCUUGGGACUUCCAUGGACGUGAACAGGAGCUCGCAACUAUCGCAAUGCAUCUAGACAGAGGACGGCAAAGUCUGUUCGAGAAAUCCGUCCUGGUGCUCUCCGGUCUGAGCGGCGCAGGCAAGUCCCAAUUAGCACUGGCAUAUAUUAAGAAGCAAUUGGCUGAAGACCCAGAACGUGAAAUCUUCUGGAUCAACGGCCGGGACAAAAGAACCUUCGAGGCAAGCGUAGUCGACAUCCACGGUGACAAGAGAAAGUCUCAAAUCUCUGCUGAAACCCAAGUUACUGAGGACACGGAUAAAGUGGUCACAGAGAUUGUUGAGUCUUUUAUCGAACACUUGAACCUGCCAGAAAACACAGGAUGGCUCAUGGUUGUCGACGAUGUGACGAUGUGGAAUCCGGACGCAGGCCUUUCAGAAAAUGCUGCUGAAUUGAAUUGCUACCUUGACAGAAUCCAUCACGGAUCGCUCCUGGUUACGACCAACCGUCAGAGUUGGCUGACGAGCCAUGAACACGUGCUGUCGCUCGAUUGCCUGGAUAGUACGUCUGCCAUCACGCUUCUCAAGUCAAGGCUACGUAACCACUAUACCCGGGAAGAGGACUUGUAUGACCUCUCCCAGACGCUUCAGGGCCUGCCGCUGUCACUCAGGCUGGCCAUCACAUUCAUCCGCAAACGUGGAAUUAGAGUGACAGACUUCCUGAAACUGUGGAACGAGCGCAAGCUGGAUGAUACCUUCACCUUCAUUGAACCGAAACUGGUACAGACCCUGAGUCUGUGUUUCGAUGAGCUCAAAGCGAGAGACCCCAAUGCGGCAAGUCUGUUGACCGUGUUCGGUUUUAUGGACCAUCGAACAUUAUCAUUUGACCUAUGUUCACAUGGUGCUUCGUCGGACUUGCCACGAUGGUUACUAGACUUUGGUCAGAACAAAGACCACUUCGACAGAGCUAUCGAGUCACUCCUCGAUCUGUCGUUCAUCCAGUUGAACAACGACGAGACCGAGAUCGCCACCUAUUCCAUACACCCAUCAGUGCAUUCUUUUGCCCGCAAUAGAAGUGGUAGUGCAAAAUCGACCUUUAUACAUUGGGCAAUUACACUCAUCGCAGACAAUGUCCCCCGGACAAGCGACAAAGAUUACUACAGACGGUGUCAGGCGCUCUCACCGCAUGCUGAUCAAUGCAUGGUCUACAUGCAGGCUGGGAAUCACGAGCCACACCAUCUCGAACGCCUAGGGGCAUUGUACCGCUUGCUUGGCCGAUAUGAUAGCGCCCGUCGACUGUACACAGCGGUUCUCGAUGUUCUGUGGCCACAUCGAGGAUCAUUUCUCGAAACGACAGCCCAAGUACUCAAUGACUUGGGGCUGGUUUACUUUGGUCAACGUAAUUUCGAGCUAGCUAAUGAGACCUUUCAGGAAGCCAUCGAUGUCUAUUCUCAACUUGAUCAUCCGUGGCCAGACGGCGCUGAAGACACAUUCAUGUGUAUCAUCUUCAAUCACGGCAAUGCUUGUCGCAUGAAAGAAGCACUUGACGAAGCCGAGGACGACUUCAACAGAGUGUACAAGUUCUUUGAAGAGAAAAGGAUCAAAUCCAAUGUCUCAGCAGCACCGUGGAUUGAGAUUAUGAUUUCCAGAACACUGAAUGCUCUCGGUGAGAUUCGUCUUCAACAAGGAGAGACGCGGACCGCUCUGUCCAUGCUUCAGCGUGCGGUCAGUCUGCAAAGUGAACAUCUAGACAGUGCCCAUCCGAUCGUCCUUGCCACCACCAAGUUGAACAUCGGAAGAGCUUACACCGAUAUUGGUCAAUAUCUGGAAGCUUGCGAUAUCAUUCGCGAAGUGGCCGACAAGUAUGCCGAGCUGUGGACAGCUGACCACCCUUCCGCCGUGACGGCAAAGAGCGAGCUGGCCAGAGCCUGCAUGGGAUAUGGGCAGAUGAUGGCGGAGCUGCAACAGACCUCGGAUCAGUCUCGAAGAGGAGAUGUUCUUCUGGAAGAAGCAGAACGACUGUGGGUGGAAUGCCUCCGCUUCUACGGCGACAAAUAUGGCGAGACCUCGGAAGACGCCUUGAGGACCAAAGCCAACAUUGCGCUCCUUCAGUCCGUCACAGGCGACCUCACCAUGGCGAGAAGGAACAUGCUACAAGUCUUCCAGCAGUCGACGUCUCCGCCACAGAAAGUCAAAGCGCAGUCCGAUCUCGCUUUGAUAUGCCAGCAGAUGGGCGAUCUCGGGCUUGCCGAGAAGCAUUUUGCCCACGCGGUCGAGGCGAGUAAGCUCCUGCCCGAGCCCAGCAGGACACGGGAGCUUUCGCGUUCCAUGUAUCAUCAAGCACGUCUCUUUUUCAGCCUCGGAGACCGUGACACCUAUUCGGCAAUCCUCCAGGACCUCGUUACAUUGCAAGGGAUAGCAGAACCCAGCGAGUGGCGGGAACAUGCAGCCAACGAGCUAGCGAACUCUGGAGAGGCUCUUUGA
This is a messenger RNA of Fonsecaea multimorphosa CBS 102226, 3486 nucleotides long. RefSeq lists its product as uncharacterized. Lineage: Eukaryota; Fungi; Ascomycota; Eurotiomycetes; Chaetothyriales; Herpotrichiellaceae. Bases 1 to 3486 code for a protein of 1161 amino acids. The transcript has 4 exons. Gene Ontology annotation, biological process: nucleoside metabolic process. Gene Ontology annotation, molecular function: protein binding; catalytic activity. The record is from RefSeq and is a predicted model, not a curated record.